Physcomitrium patens is the source of this 3485-nucleotide messenger RNA. RefSeq names its product putative glycerol-3-phosphate transporter 1. The record is from RefSeq and is a predicted model, not a curated record. Lineage: Eukaryota; Viridiplantae; Streptophyta; Bryopsida; Funariales; Funariaceae. Gene Ontology annotation, molecular function: transmembrane transporter activity. Gene Ontology annotation, biological process: transmembrane transport; phosphate ion homeostasis.
UCUUCACUUGACAGCUUCGGUGAGUCAGGGGAGCCGCGUGUUUGUUUACUUCAUUGCUUAGCAUUCUGCGUUUGUGUGGAAUUCGUCAGAGAUGUUGGGUGUGAGGAGUUUCUUCUUCUGACAGUGCAAUGUGGCAUCUCUGUUCGUAAUCUGUUGUGCGAAUCGAGUGCGCAGUCAAGGCUAAUGCACCAGGCGGAGGUUCAAACUUGCAUUGUCUGGAUUUAAGGGGCACUCAUCACGUCUUGUGUUAAAAGGCAGCGCAUCCGUGAUUUGUUUCUACACUCGCAGUUUAAGUGCAGCUUUUCAUUCUCGGGAAGUUGUUUCGAGAGUCGCUUCUUGCUCUCCCUAUGUUUUUUUUUUUCUUUUAGUCGAAGAAGGGAGUAAGUCUGGGACGUUUCCGUUUGUCGUGACACAUUCCUCCUGCGUCAUCUGGGCUAGGAGAAGCGCCGUUACGGUCGAUAGUUGUUUUUGAGAGCUUUUAAAUUCGUCCCUGUUCAAGAAGGUUUCCCGUCUUCUCUUAAUUCUGGAGCUACGUCUGAAUUGGUUGCAGUAAUGAGUCCAUUUAGUGGUUCAUAAUUUGAAGGUGUCCGAGUUUCUGUGUUGGAGUUUCUUGGUGUGCACUGUCUGUCGAUCGUUUACAAGGGUGUAGUCUCCUGCUUUCGCUAGGAAGCGGGGUUUGUGUGACCUGCAUGUCAACUCACGCAUUGGAGAAGAUGUCGAAGAAGCGUUGAGAUUAGAAUCGCAGAGUGCGGAGGGAUUGUGUUCUACAAAACUCUUGUAUACAGAAAUCUGUAGGGGAGAUUGAGAUGGAGUCACACAGACAGAGCCGUCGUCCACCGCCCGGUAUUGCUCUCCUUAGGAAGCUCAAGGGAGGCAGGGAUUUCAGCUAUACGACGUACCAGGCUAUAGUCCUUUUAGUCACCUUCAUCGCGUACGCUCUGUUUCACGCGUCGCGUAAGCCGCCUAGCAUCGUGAAGAGUGUGCUGGAUCCUGAGGGCUCUGUCAUCUCUACCCUGGGAUCUGGACACUACGCCCUCCCUGCAUCUUUGACGCCAUCCUUCGAAAAAUUGUUUUACAAUGGCUCUGCUGAAUUCAAUUCCACCGAAAAUAAAAUUGCUCAGGGAGGGUGGGCGCCAUUUGAUGGCAAGACAGGGAAGAAUAGGCUCGGGGAAAUUGACGUUGCCUUCCUGGCGUCGUAUGCCUUUGGCAUGUACUUUGCAGGGCACUUGGGAGACCGCCUGGACUUGCGGAAAUUCCUGUCUGUUGGUAUGAUGUGCAGUGGCUUCUGUGUGUGCUUAUUCGGGAUGGCUCGCUUUUGGGACAUACAUCGUCUCGAGUAUUUUUUGCUUGUGCAAAUGGCUGCCGGACUUUUCCAAGCCACUGGCUGGCCUUCCGUAGUCACCAUCGUCGGGAACUGGUUUGGAAAGAAGAAGCGGGGCUUAAUUAUGGGGAUUUGGAAUGCGCACACCUCCAUUGGUAACAUCCUUGGGUCCCUCAUUGCCGCUGCGGCGCUCAAGUAUGGAUGGGGUUGGUCAUUCAUCGUUCCCGGUGCCCUUUUGGCUGGAGGCGGCCUCAUGGUGUGGACCUUCCUCACCGUGAAGCCUGGUGAUCUGGGCUUGCUGUGUCCUGAAGAAGUCGAGGCUGUUGCAGAAGAACCUGGCUCUGAUCACACAGAUUUGACUGCGAAUCAGAACAAGGAUUUAGAUGUGGCAGUUGAGUCUGAGUCAUUAGACUUGGAGUCACAGCAGCUUGUUGAAGCAAAUCAAGAUGCGCCAGAAUUGGGCAGGAUCGAUCUUGCUGUUGGGUUUCUUGAGGCAUGGAGAAUUCCUGGAGUCGCCACUUUCGCUCUCUGCUUGUUUUUUUCGAAGCUCGUGGCGUACACCUUCCUGUACUGGCUUCCAUUCUACAUCAGACAAACACCCAUCGCAGGAAAGAUUAUGGACGAAAAGACAGCAGGUCAACUGUCAACACUAUUUGAUGUAGGGGGUGUAGUUGGAGGUAUCUUGGCUGGCCACAUCUCAGACAAGAUGAAUGCAAGGGCCAUUACAGCUGCUGGGUUUAUGUAUUGCGCGAUUCCCGCUCUCUUCCUAUACAGGAGCUAUGGCAGUGUUUCCUUGACGGUCAACAUCGUACUGAUGGUAGUCGCGGGGAUGUUAAUUAACGGGCCUUAUGCACUUAUCACGACGGCUGUUUCAGCUGACCUGGGGACGCACAGCUCACUGAAAGGAAAUGGCAGAGCUUUAGCUACGGUUACUGCGAUUAUCGAUGGAACAGGUUCCUUGGGAGCUGCGAUUGGACCUUUGCUGACGGGAUUUCUAUCAGGUCAAGGUUGGGGUGCGGUCUUCGUGAUGCUCAUGAUGGCCGCGCUGUUUGCUGGCUUGCUCCUGACGAAGUUGGUCGUAGCGGAGGUGGUGGAAAAGCUUGUAAAAUAUCAACGCGUUCAAAAUCUCUCAGAAACAGCUCGAGAGCAACUGACGGAUUUGUUGAUAGGAGGAGGGAAAAAAUGAGACGGGUAUGGGAAGAGGAAAACUCAGCACAUAAGAGUUUGUCUACAUAUAUUCCAGGCCUAUCGUAUAUUAUCUUCAUCAAAUGAUCAAAACUUUCCCCGAAAGCUUUCGAGGUUGUAUCGUUGACUCAGGAUGCAUUAUUACGCUCGAUCAAUCAAAUGUUGCAGAGUUGUGAGGAGCAUUCCCUGCUCUGAGCCUAUCCAAUGCGCUGGCGAUUCUCGCAACAUACACGUAACGUGCCAACUACCUCGGGUUGGCCUAAGUCCCCAGUUGCAAGGAGAAAGACAGUCAUUGGAAAGAACAUGGCAACAUACAUUAAUUUUAUUAUUUCAGAGCCAAGCAAGUCUCAGGACGUUUUUGAAUAAGACUGGCCUGGAAGCGAUCAACUAGCCUGUCUCAACUGAGAGGCUUUUCUGCAGAUCCAGCAGCUCAAGUCAGAUAGUUCGAGCUGAGUAAGAUAACACUUUUGAUGAGGACAGUUUUUAAGCCACCCACCUAACAGGGAGAAGCACAUUGGGUGCACCAAGUUUGUGUCAAGGAAAAUCGUUGACUCAACAUUUUGUACAAAUUAGAUGAGAUAAUUUUUCUUUCUAUGAAUACUGAUCGCAAUGAAACUUUAGGGCUCAAACCUUACAGACAUGUCCAAACUUUUCAUGGAUAUCCACUGCAGGAUUGUGUGUCUUGUUUUGAGAAUGUGUUGAUAAAGAUCACAUGCAUUUUCAUAGUGUGUAGACUCAGGCAGGAAGUCGUGUCUGUGUCUGCCGAUGGGACAGGAGAAUGUUGAGCAUUCUGUAAGGGUUAGGUUAUCUUGGUUAUCCUCAGAAAGCCCCAAAACGUUAAGCUAUGUGCAGAUGUACAGAUUAUGCUGGUGCCAGUAACACCAUUUUAUAGAACAUGAAGCAACUUCACCUCAGAAAGUUGAAAAGUUAUAUGUAACUGGCUUUUAGUAAUGCUUACACUUUGGAGGUAUUUACUACA